Molecule: messenger RNA, 1446 nt
Organism: Xyrauchen texanus (razorback sucker)
Lineage: Eukaryota; Metazoa; Chordata; Actinopteri; Cypriniformes; Catostomidae
Product: transmembrane protein 69-like
Exons: 3
Coding region: 88-843 (251 amino acids)
Source: RefSeq, a predicted model, not a curated record
GUCGUGUCUGACUUCAUAUUUUCCACGCGUUGUAAUGACCUUUCUCCAAUUUUUUCCCCCGACAGUAUGAUGUGAAUUCAAGAUAAAAUGUUGGCCUGUAUAAUCGGACGCCACGUUCUUGGUACAUUUAGGGGAAGGCAGUGGAGUGGCCUUCUGCAGAUGUCCAACAAGUCUAGUUGUUUAGGGCAUCAGACUAUUCACUGUUCACCACUGUUCACUAGAAGCUUAUAUGGACAGCUGCCCCCAAGCCAUGUUGCAGGUGCUGCUGUAAGAGUCCAGUCUUUCCAUUGGUCUGCACAGAGAUGGAAGAAAAGGCCACCGGAAGAGAGUCCACCAAGAGAACUGGAUUUGCUUCGUUAUGACAUGGGAGACCUGAAGAAAGCUCCAAAGCCAGCCCUCUAUCUUGGAUUAGCUGGUCUCAUACCUUUUGUAUCAGCUCCUGUACUUAUGGCUGUUACAGAGCUGUAUCUACCUGAAGUUGCAUUUGCUCAAGUUGCAUAUGGAGCGUCUAUUGUUUCCUUUCUUGGUGGGGCACGCUGGGGCUUUGCCCUGCCUGCCGGAAGUCCAGCAAAACCUGACUGGCUUAAUUUAGCCAAUAGCGUGGUUCCCUCUUUAAUUGCUUGGGUAGCUCUCGUUUUUAGCCAUGACAUUACACAGUCUGCUGUGCUUGUGAUAAUGGGGCUUGGGAUAGCAUUGCAUUAUGACCUGUCCCUCCUGCCCACAUACCCUAGCUGGUUUAAAGCAAUGAGGACAAUCCUCACAGCUGUAGCUUUUUUCUCCUUGGUGGGUACUCUUGUUAUUAAGCAAUUUUAUCCAGAGAAGAAGUAUUUCACAGACCAGUGAUUUUUAUAAUGUCAAUAAAAGAUUUAAAACUAUCGUCUCUGGCAAUGUACAAUGGAUUCCAAAUUAUUUAAUUUUACGGUCUGGUAACUCUGGUAAAGUUUCUGUAUAAUAUUUUUUAUGCCAUGCUCUCCCCUCUUAGAAAAUCAAUUUACUAAUUGAUGAUGUUUCUUGGCCACACAGAUGUAGUCUUACAGCAGUGAAUUCAAAUCAAGGAACAUGGCCAUUUUCCAAUUUUUUUUGUAUGACUAGACUUUCAUUUACAUGCUUUGUCAAUUAGAUCAAUGACUGUGCCAAGUGAUAUUGAAUGUUUCAAAUUAAAUUAUUUGUAUUGUCUUGAAAAAGGUAAACUUAUUCCACUUGACUGUUUAGUUUUCUCUCUUUCUAAUUAUUUUGGAGCAAAACCACCAAACUUUGGACCUUCAGACUAUGCCUAAAAUGUUGCCUUUUAAUGGUGCAUCACAUUUUAUUACAUUAUUUUUUGGCAAUGCUUCCCAUAUGCCAUCUAAAUAUAGCGUCAUUCUUUUACAAUAUGGCCUAUUGCUUCUUUCAUCUUUGUUUUUGAAGUGCCCCAAUGUCCCCUCAAACCAAUAUAUCUCAGAAUAA